CGUAUCGCGACGCGCAGUGGCUCCUCCCCCUGCUGGUGUGCGGUGAGUACGGGAAGUUCCGCCCUGUUGUGAACUGGGACAGCAAGCGCACCUCUAUCAGUGUAUGUGUGGCAACAACAUGUCUGUACCGCUGCUCGCCGAGGCUGUGACGGUGUCUGGAACCGAGAGGGAGACCGCGGCGGUCAUCUUCCUUCAUGGGUUAGGAGACACGGGACACGGGUGGGCCGACACGCUGAUGGGGAUCCAGCUGCCUCAUGUCAAGUUUAUCUGUCCUCAUGCGCCUAAAAUCCCCGUCACUCUCAACAUGAGGGCCACGAUGCCCGCGUGGUUUGAUCUCAUGGGUCUCAGCCCGGACUCUCCAGAGGACGAAUCUGGAAUAAAGAAGGCAGCAGAAAACAUCAGAGCCAUCAUCGAACACGAGGUCAGAAACGGGAUUCCCCCAGAGCGUAUAAUCCUCGGUGGAUUCUCUCAGGGUGGAGCCUUGUCCUUGUACACCGCCCUGACCUGCCAGCACCAGCUGGCUGGUGUCGUCGCCCUCAGCUGUUGGCUUCCUCUUCACAGGAGCUUCCCCUCGGCGUCGAGCGGCAACAAGAACCUCCCCAUCCUGCAGUGCCACGGGGAGGUGGACGUCAUGAUCCCGGUGCAGUUUGGCGCUUUGACGGCAGAAAAACUCAAAUACAUCGUAAACCCUCAGAUGAUCACCUUCAGAACCUACCCAGGGCUCUCGCACAGCUCCUGCCCUCAGGAGAUGGCGGCCGUAAAGGAAUUUAUCGAGAAGCAUUUGCCCCGGAUCUGACCCCACCUCAUUCCCUCUCCGAGACACUGACCUCUGACCCCCGAUCUGCUAUUGUCCUGCAAGAAAUGGCCUUGAGCAUCCCCCUCCUCCACACACACACACACACACACACACAUACCGCUCAGCAGAACCUCUCGAUCGGCCCAAUCUGGUCCUCUGAGGGAGAAACGGUGAUUCCCACCACACAUUCCCCGUUUAAAGCUGAAUCCUCUGUUGGUUCGUCUGUUUUUACCUCGUCGUGUUUCUGCUGCUGAUCGCCGCCCCGCCGCCGCGCCUCCCUCUCAUCUGUUUAAGUUACUGGAGAGCCGGCAGAGAGCCGGAGUCAGAACCCCAUCCCAGCUGCAGUCAGAGCCGCCUCCUUCACCAAAAGCACCAGAACCAGCGCCAUCUCUGGUUACUCUGGAAGCGAGUGGAUGUAGUGUGGCGUUGCUCUCGUUUGUCACGGCUGCAGGAUAACGAGGACUUCCAGAUGCUUCACCCACGAUCACGCCACGUUCUUAUCUCACCUGUUAGCCUCGCGCAGCCGCAGAUCGUAGCGCUGAUCUCCUCCUCGGGUCGUUUAUUCAGACUUUCCUUCUAGAUUUCAGACGUUUAAAGAGCUAGACUUGGGUCUGACUGCAGCUGACCUGCGGUGCUGGAGUCCGGUCUGACUCGGUAAACUGGGAGAGCUGGUUUUCCAUUCCUCUCCCUGCAGCCCGUCUGGCUCUAACAGAGGCCCUUUAACUGAAACACAAGCCCACUGCUUCAUUUUAAAUUUAUUUUCAUCAUUUCUAUGAACAAAAUCGAAUAACUGAUUCAUAUUUUUGCUUGUAUUUGGUUUUUAGCGCUGUAUUUUGGGUGUUGAAGUUGUGUGCAGACCCUGCUUGUUCCCUCUUCCCCCCAUCAGCUCCCCACCACCGCCGCGCAGUUUGAGGUUCAGGAUUUUAAUUCCAGAUAAAAUCCAGACCGCUUUCAGCUUCUGUAAUGAGCUACCGGACCCCACAGGUCAGAUUUACAGUUAAACUUCAUGAAAAUUAGACGAGACGCGUCCAGCCGGAAGGUGAAACAGAUUAAAGCGUUCAUCUUGAACAACUUGUGGCUCCUGCAGAGUGAAACUCUGGUCUUUAAUAUUUAAACUGUAGGUUUUCCUUAGAAUCUUUCCCUCUCGUGGUUCUUCUGCUUCUGCCAGCUGAUUUCAAGGCUAAAAUGUUUUGGAAGAGGAGGAAAGACGUCUGUUUGACUGUUCACUAACUGAUGAAUGUUCCCCUCGUCUCCUUUUAUCUUUUCCUGUUUCUGAUCAUUUUUAAGUUGUUUUUGUACGUUUCGUGUUUUCAUCUCACCCUGUUUUUGUCCAUUUAUCAUGAGCGUUAGGAAGAUGUGUUGAGGUGAGGCUGACGGUCUCUCCACUUACACCUGUCUGCUAAUAAAGGACCAAAAAAGAGAAAAA
Messenger RNA from Nothobranchius furzeri (turquoise killifish), 2222 nucleotides. It is a transcript of the gene lypla2, whose product is annotated as lysophospholipase 2. Gene Ontology annotation, cellular component: cytoplasm. Gene Ontology annotation, molecular function: palmitoyl-(protein) hydrolase activity; carboxylic ester hydrolase activity. NCBI's taxonomy places the organism in Eukaryota, Metazoa, Chordata, Actinopteri, Cyprinodontiformes, Nothobranchiidae. The record is from RefSeq and is a predicted model, not a curated record. Gene Ontology annotation, biological process: protein depalmitoylation.